UGGAUCAGUUGAUAUCGUUUCUGCGACCGGCGAACGUUUAAACCGUCACAUGGCGCGCAGAGAUCCGGUGGUGCCCGUAAAACAGGGACUGGUGCGGGGUAGCGUCGAGGAGAACGUCUACGGCGGUGAAUUCCUCGCGUUCCGCGGGCUCCCGUACGCGAGACCACCGACCGGCCCGUUCAGGUUCAAGGAUCCUCAGCCACCGACAUCAUGGACCGGCGUGAGGGAUUGCACGAAGUUCGGCGGCAUCUGCGCCCAGAUGGAUCUACUCGUCCGCGACAUAAUUGGCGAUGACGAUUGCCUCUACCUGAACGUGUACACGCCGACGAUCGAACCGGGCUCGAAACGUGCGGUGAUGGUGUGGAUCCAUGGUGGCGGGUUCAUGUACGGGAACGGCAACAGCGAUAUCUACGGGCCCGAUUAUCUAAUCCGGAAGGACAUUGUUCUGGUCACGAUUAAUUACAGAGUGGGCAUCUUGGGUUUUCUCAAUCUGGAGAACGAGAUCGCCCCAGGCAAUCAAGGCCUGAAGGACCAAGUUAUGGCGCUGAGAUGGGUUAAGGAUAAUAUCUCGAACUUCGGCGGGGAUCCUGACAACGUCACGAUAUUUGGAGAAAGUGCUGGCGGUGCUUCCGUGCAUUAUUUAUCUAUCUCUCCACUGGUUGAACAAGGACUGUUCCACAAGGCGAUCGCGCAGAGCGGUGUCGCGUUGAAUCCAUGGGCUUAUGUGACUAAAAAACCAGCCAGUUACGCGUUUAAGGUGGCCGCCUGUCUGGGCAAACAGAUCACCGAUACACAGGAACUAUAUGAGUUCCUGAUAGCAGCAGAUGCGAGGCAGCUUGUGAAGGCGCAGCUCACUGUCCUUAAGCAAGAGGGUUCGCAUGUUUUGAUCGGAACAUUCGGUCCGUCUAUCGACGACAAGUCCCCGAAUCCGUUCUUGCCGCAGCAUCCAGCGAUCAUGGCGAAGGAUGGCGUGAAAGUGCCAUUCCUGUUGGGUUACAACGACAACGAGGGUAGCCUCUUUGUUGGAAACGUACUAAAUCCAGAUAUCGCUAAAGUACUGGGGAAGGUGAACAAUGACUUCAAGCAAGUCGUGCACCCGGAGAUCGAGGAGGAGUUGAACAAAGAGGGUAUCACGCAUCAGUUCCUGAAACAGCUUUACUUCGCCGAUAAACCGAUCGACGAGGGGACCAUGCAGCUUUACGCGGACUAUAUGAGCGACAUGAUGUUCAUACGAGGUAUCUACGAUGUGCUCAGAUAUCAAACCGAGAAGAACGUCACCACCUACCUUUACAAGUUCUGCUACGACAAGGAGUUCUCGUUAAUGAAAACCCAAUGCAAGAUGAGCUUACCAGGAGCGACGCACGCGGACGACCUGGCGUGUCUAUUUUAUCCGUACUUGAUAAAAAAUUUCGGCAUGACCGUACCGCAGCCCGGAACCAAGGAUUACGAUGUCAUUGAGUACUUCACACAGAUGUGGACCGACUUCGCGAAAACUGGAAAUCCAACCCCAAUGACAACCAAGUUGAUCACGGAGCUUUGGAAACCGAUUCAAAAGGGGGAUGUGUACGAUUACAUGGAGAUCAAUGAGAAGAUUCGUAUGGAGUCCAUCAAACCAGCGGAAAGUAUUUUCAAUUGGAAGGGAAUGAAAAACAAACUGUGAUGAAUCGAUUUGUUACCAAUUGUUAUUGUUACAACUAAUUGUUACUGAUCCGACAAGUAACGGACGCGCAAUUGUAAAUGUUUUUUUUUUAUUCGAGUCAAAGGGUAGCAUGUAAUUUUGCGAACAAAAAAAUAUAAUGAAAUAGCAGGACUAUUUUGGGGAAUGUACGUUAUUUGCGUCACGA
Messenger RNA from Dufourea novaeangliae, 1844 nucleotides. Its product is annotated as esterase B1-like. The transcript has 8 exons. Bases 50 to 1660 code for a protein of 536 amino acids. The record is from RefSeq and is a predicted model, not a curated record. Lineage: Eukaryota; Metazoa; Arthropoda; Insecta; Hymenoptera; Halictidae.